CCCACAAUAAUAAGGCUCUAAUAAUAAGGAGGAUGGCCAGUGAAAUCCACCCACUUUGUUCUUCCCAUCAUCCAGUAUAGAAAGAUUGCCACUUCGCACUGUCCCCUUAUAUUUGAGGUCCUUGGCUUUUCUUCCAUUGUUGCUUGGAGGAAGGAACUCAGGAUGAACAAGGCCUUGGAAAUGGGCAUCUUAGCCUGGCUGUGCUUUAACACAGCUGGAGCUAUCACAUGCAUUGAAUGUAAACGUGUUGCUGAAGAUAACUCUUGCAUGGUGCCUGAAACUCAGUGCAGUUCCCCAUGGCAGAACAUCUGCUUCACUCGUCUCACUACCCAAGAUGGUGUCUCACCAAUUGUGGACCGGGGUUGCACUCAUCUGUGCCAUAGUAUAAAGAGACCGAGAGAGAACUAUCAAGAAACUAUGCGGUGCUGUAUGAGAGACCUUUGCAACACCCACAGCUUCUGGACCAACCAUUAAUACAGUAUAAAAAGGAAAAAGAAUACUGACCAGGGACAGAUUUGUUAAAUCAGGUGGAUUCUCAGAACUUCUGGCUUUUGAACUGGUCUGUUAAUAAAAUGCAGCAAUUGAGAAACACAA
Molecule: messenger RNA, 594 nt
Organism: Podarcis raffonei (Aeolian wall lizard)
Lineage: Eukaryota; Metazoa; Chordata; Lepidosauria; Squamata; Lacertidae
Product: toxin 3FTx-Lei1-like
Exons: 3
Coding region: 163-474 (103 amino acids)
Source: RefSeq, a predicted model, not a curated record